CCCAUGACUUACACCAGGGCCAGGUUGGGAACUGCUGGUUCGUGGCUGCCUGCUCCUCCCUGGCGUCCCGGGAGUCUCUGUGGCAGAAGAUUAUCGUGCACAGCAGCACCAUCGGUUCCUAAUCUGCAAACGAGGCGGGAGGGCACCCAGAAGAAGCCCCGGAGGGUGUUUUGCGUCACUGGGCUGGGUUGCCUAGCACCGCUGGGACCGUGGAGAGGGGGCACCAGCUCCGGGGGCUUGGUGGCUUUUUCCCCCCGCGUGUCCUGUUUGAGAGCCAAACGUUGCUGAGGACCUAGCAGAGGAGCAGCCGAGGCGAUGGCAGCUGAGGCAGGGAUGCUCGAGCUGCCCUUCGUCCACGAUGACCAGCUCACCCGGUGCAUGCGGCUGCGAUUCCAGAGCCUGCAGCAAAAAAACGUGAGGCCCCAGGAUGGCGAGAAGCUGCUGCAUCCCAACGAGCACGUCUACCGAGUGGAUUUCGUCCGGCAGCACAACCUGCGCUUCCUCCGCUGGGAUAUCCAGCUGGAGAGACCUGGAAAGGUUACGGUGACCGGCACCUCCCAGCACUGGACUCCUGAUCUCACCCACCUAAUGAACCGGCAGCUGCUGGAGCCGGUGGGCAUCUUCUGGAAGAAGCCAGGGGCCAAAGAGGUGGAGUGCAAUGAAGCAGAUGCCCAGGAAUUUGGGGAGCGGAUAGCAGAGUUAGCCCGGAUCCGCAAGGUCAUCCCAGACUGGAAGGAGCAGGAGUGGAAUCCCGAGAAACCUGAGAGCUACGUGGGCAUCUUCCACUUCCAGUUCUGGCGUUUUGGUCAGUGGCUGGACGUGGUGAUAGAUGACCGCCUGCCCACACUCCACAACCAGCUCAUCUACUGCCACUCCAACUCCAGGAACGAGUUCUGGUGCGCCUUGGUGGAGAAAGCUUAUGCCAAGUUGUCAGGCUGUUAUGAGGCCCUGGAUGGAGGCAACACAGCUGAUGCCCUGGUAGACUUUACUGGCGGGGUCUCUGAACCUAUCGACCUGACCGAAGGGGACUACAUUGCUGAUGAAGCCAAGCGAAACCUUCUCUUUGAGCGUGUGUUGAAGGUGCACAACCGGGGAGGCCUCAUCAGCUGCUCCAUCAAAGCCACGUCAGCAGCUGACAUGGAGGCCCGCCUGGCUUGCGGACUGGUGAAGGGCCACGCAUACGCGGUGACGGACGUGCGGAAGGUCCGCCUGGGCCACGGCCUGCUGUCCUUCUUCAAGUCGGAGAAGCUGGACAUGAUCCGCAUGCGCAACCCGUGGGGCGAGCGGGAAUGGAACGGCCCUUGGAGUGACACAUCUGAGGAGUGGCAGAAGGUGAGUAAAAGUGAGAGAGAGAAGAUGGGGAUGACAGUGGAAGACGACGGAGAGUUCUGGAUGACCUUCGAAGAUUUCUGCAAAUACUUCACGGACAUCAUCAAGUGCCGUCUCAUCAACACGUCCUACCUGAGCAUCCACAAGACCUGGGAGGAGGCAGUGCUACAUGGGGCGUGGACCAGAAACAAUGACCCCUUGAAGAACCGCUGUGGAGGCUGUAUCAACCACAAGGACACCUUUUUGCAGAACCCCCAAUAUGUGUUUGAUGUGAAGAAGGCAGAAGAUGAAGUGCUGAUCUCCAUCCAGCAGAAGCCAAAAAGGACCAGUCGCAAAGAGGGCAAAGGAGAGAACUUGGCCAUAGGCUUUGAUAUCCAUAAGGUGGAGCUGAACAGGAACUAUCGGAUGCACACCCUGCAGCAGAAGGUGGCCAGCUCCAUUUACAUCAACUCCCGCAGUGUCUUCCUGAGGACGGACUUGAAGGAAGGCCGCUACGUCAUCAUCCCCACCACUUUUGACCCCGGUCACGUAGGCGAGUUCCUUCUCAGGAUUUUCACAGAUGUGCCUUCAGAUUGCCGAGAGCUGGUGCUGGAUGAGCCACCGCACACCUGCUGGAGCGGGAUGUGUGGUUACCCGCAAGUGGUAUCCCAGAUCCAUGUCCUCGCCGCGGCUGGGCUCAAGAAUCAGGACUCCCAAGGAGGAGCUGACUCUUAUGUGAUCAUAAAGUGCGAAGGGCAAAAAGUUCGCUCUCCAGUGAAGAAGAACACGGUGUCUCCAGAAUUUGACGUGAAAGGGCUCUUCUACCGCAAGAAGCCAGGACAACCCAUCAUUGUUCAGAUCUGGAACCACAACUUAAUAAGCGACGAGUUCUUGGGCCAAGUGGUGCUCACGGGGGAUCCCAGCGACCGGCAGUCCGUGCACACGCUGCACCUCCAGGACAAGGGGAACAGGAGAUCAAAUGAUCUUUCUGGAACCAUCGCUGUGAGGCUGCUCAGCAGUAACAUUCUCACCAAUGUCUAAGUACUCAAAGACUCUUCUUCUGGUGCAACAUAUGUGUAUAUAAACAUGCACACGUACAUACAUACAUAUAUAUACACACAUGCACAGAGCCUACCUACCAUCUGCAAAGUGUAUAUGAACUAUGCAUGCAUUCCACUCAAAGGAGCCAAUCUUAUGUUUUCAAUGUUAAAAAAUGGUGCCUUUUUGGGGAACCGCAACGAUCCUUCUGCUGGCGUCCUCUGCAGCCCCCGUCGCCGCUGCGUGCGCUGGGGGAUCGCUGCGAGCACGCUGUGUGUCCUGACAGCCGGAGCACGAUGCCCUGAUGCUGUUUGUUUACACGGGGCCGGCACGCACGUGCCACCACGCACACGUGUGGCCACCGCGGUCCCACCAGCCGCUUCAAUGCGUCUUCGAUGUGUCUGCUUGGUUUUAGAGUAGCGUGCGUGGAGUCGUCUCCCGUGAAACUGCCCUUUAAUCGCUUCUCUGUGGAGGCACCUCAGCAAAGAAGUGGAAAAACAGAUUGGGGCCUUUUGGAUGUUUUCCAGGUAUGGGUUUGCGUGCUGCAACUGGAAGGAAAAUGCACCAAGGCAGUCCCAAAUCCACAGGGUCAACAAGACUAACAGCUCCAUCAUUUUAGGGAAGAGCUGUCUCCUCCUGAGUCUUGUUCAACCCCACGCAACUGUGAAGGAUGCAAAGAUGCCAACAAAAGUGGUGGGACAACUGUUCUCUGGGGUCAAGUUUUUGAAUCGGUCUGGACUCGGCUCCUGCGUGUGCCUCUCGUACUGCCGUGGUGCCUGCUGUCUCCAUGUCUUCGUGCAGUCCCCGUCCCCAGAGCUCACCCCGGUAGCUGGGGUGGGCUGUCUGCUGGGGCCGUUCGGUGUUUAGAUAAGAGGAGAUCAGUUCCUCUGAAGGCCAAAGCUUCAGGUCCAAGGGAUGGGGAGCUUUGCUCAAUGGGCUCCAUCUAUACUGCUGCAUACAGCGCAUCAUUUCUCAGUGCCUCGCUUUCCCAAAUUGUUUUAAAAAAUAGUGGGAUAUUAGAUUGUGCUAGAGGAGAGAAGAGGAGCACUGCUCCCAGUGCAGCCUGAAAAUGCUGGGAAUAUUUCGUUCGUACCACUGUCCAUCUCUCACCUUUAGUUUCCAGUGUCCUGGCCUGGAGGAUGAGUUGCAGAGUGCUAGAGCCAGUCGCACAAGCACAACCCAAACGCGUCCUUGGGGCCGUGUCUAGGGCCAUGCUCUGCUCCUGUUUGCCGUGAAGACUGGGUUUAUCUUCCUUAUUCCACUGGGUGGCAGAAUCCGGCUUCUUACAAACCAUCCCAGAUAAGCCAAACAGCAAACGCUUAUCUGGCCUUUCAGCAGCUGAUCAGGGCAGGUUUCAAAGCAUUUUUUUUCUCCUAUUGUUUAGGUUGGGUUUUUUUAAUUCAUGUGCCUUUAAAAAUGGUGCAAGUUAAGGGAUUUUCCUGUCAGAUUUUCUAACAAGCAAAUCUUUUGCAGUCGCCUGCAUGCAAGUGGAAAUGAAUAGAUAUGAUGUAAUUUUGUAAUCUUGGUAGAUUUUGGCCUGAGCAGAGUCCUCUGUCUGCAAGGACAAGUGAACAGAAAAGCCUCCUUUUGCUAUAGCAAGUACGGUUUCUGCUUGUCCUACUAAAAGCUCAUGUUUAUGCUGCAAGUCUGUAUUUUCUUUUAAAGUCCUUAAAGAUCUGCUAAGUCUGUAAUGUGAUAAGAUGUUCCCCAAAGUCACAUUACCUGCCAGCUCAAUUCUUGGUGCAUCCAGAAGCAUACGGUACAACUUCAUCGAUUUUUUGCAGGCUGUUUUUCCCCUUUCCUCAUCUUCAGAGUUUGCCUCCUGUGGUUAUGAAUUGGGUUUUUGACCAAAUUGCUUAUUUUCUUUGGUCUUUUUUUUCCAGGACUUAGAGGCAAGCAGUGACCCACAGGAUGCUCUUUCCAGGUCUCAAUUAUUCCUGGCUUGCACUGAGCACCCUCCAACUCCUGGUGCCAUCACUGAGACCUAGUUUAGUUCAGCAUCUUGCAGAAUUGGCUCAAACACUCCUAGUUUGGUAAAGUGACAUUUUGACCCCAAGGUCAAAGCAAAUCCUUGAAUUUGGGCAGACUGAUUCAGAGAUAUUUUGAUUUUAUUCUGGUUUUGUUCAUGGGACUCAUCACUGAAAAUAAAUGGAAGCGGCAUUUUGGGGCUAGAAGGCAAGAUUUAGGUCCUAGGAGAAGAUCUCACAGGCUCACGUUCAGAGUGGCGUGUGAGAGGGACUGUGAUGCCCAAAGAUACCUCACCUGGCAGGGAGAAGAGCUAUUUAGCUAAGGGAGAACAUCACAGGAGCUUUGCGCCAUCAUCAUCAGAUGGGGGUAGCCAGCCUGCCUGCAUUAGCCUUGUUUUCUCAGGAAAUCAGGCUACUGAUAGCUUCAGGAAAUGAGAGCCAUUUGGGCAGGAGUGCCCCAACAUGUGCCAAACCACGCCGUGAUCCCCGAGGAAUGGCGCUGAAGCUUGCUGAGGAGUAGCGGUGCCCUCGUACCCAUGGGCAGCCUCCUUCCUUCCUUCCUUCCUUCCUUCCUUCCUUCCUUCCUUCCUUCCUUCCUUUCUACAGAGAAUCAAGCCAUAAAGAGAGGAAAGGCAGCUUUUUAACAGCUUCUUCUUCAAAAAAAAAAAAAAAAAAAAUCAUCACACUGUAUCAGGACCAAAAUGUCUUAAUAUCAGUAAUAUUUGUCCUUAUUUUUUUCCAAAAACUUUUGACAGGUUAGAGCAGAAGCCUCCUUCCCCCUACAUUUCCAAUAGAAUAACAAAAAUUACCUUUGUUGCUUUUUUUUUUGUCUUGUCUUUUUUGUAGAGCAGAUGGGGGAGAGCAGUUACUGCAAUGCCAUUCCUAAUGUUGAUGCCUUUUCUCUUUGAAUGAAGUAAACAGAAAUAUUCAGGGGUUUUUUAUCUGAGGGGAGGGCAGGUCUGAUAAGCACUUUCCAGUCCCUCCCAGGUGGUGUAGGACAUGUCUCUGAUUUAUUUUCCAUUUCUUUUGUUAAUCAUUUCAAUGGUUGCAAGUAGCUUGCCGUUACACUCUGUGGAAUCCUUUUGACAUCUGCAUGUUAAAGCAGGCUAUGACUUGUCUUCAUCUCCAAAGGCACUGACGUGUCAUGCUGCACAAGAUCAGAGAGUGGUCCAAACAGAAAGCCAACGUUGUACAGCUGUAAACCUCCUAUAAAUAAAUUGUGUAUAUUUUA
Aquila chrysaetos chrysaetos is the source of this 5544-nucleotide messenger RNA. RefSeq names its product calpain-5. The record is from RefSeq and is a predicted model, not a curated record. Lineage: Eukaryota; Metazoa; Chordata; Aves; Accipitriformes; Accipitridae. Gene Ontology annotation, biological process: proteolysis; sensory perception of smell; signal transduction. The coding region runs from base 316 to 2349 and encodes 677 amino acids. Gene Ontology annotation, molecular function: calcium-dependent cysteine-type endopeptidase activity. Gene Ontology annotation, cellular component: cytoplasm. The transcript is spliced from 12 exons.